Messenger RNA from Stegastes partitus (bicolor damselfish), 2586 nucleotides. RefSeq names its product putative ATP-dependent RNA helicase DHX33. Gene Ontology annotation, biological process: positive regulation of transcription by RNA polymerase I. Gene Ontology annotation, molecular function: double-stranded RNA binding; helicase activity. The annotation marks the transcript as partial. The record is from RefSeq and is a predicted model, not a curated record. The transcript has 8 exons. Lineage: Eukaryota; Metazoa; Chordata; Actinopteri; Pomacentridae. Gene Ontology annotation, cellular component: nucleolus; intracellular anatomical structure.
GAGGCACCUCCGUCCCAUGACAUCUUAGUCUUCAUGACGGGCCAGGAGGAGAUCGAGGCCCUGGCGAGGACAUGCCGGGACAUCGCCAAGCAUCUGCCGGAUGGCUGUGGCCCCAUGGUAGUUAUCCCUUUGUAUGCAUCGCUGCCCCCAGCACAGCAGCUCAGGGUCUUCCAGCCAGCUCCCAAGGGCUGCAGGAAGGUCAUCCUUUCAACCAACAUCGCUGAGACGUCAGUGACAAUCUCUGGGAUCAAAUACGUCAUAGACACGGGGAUGGUGAAGGCCAAACGCUUCAAUCCAGACAGCGGUCUGGAGGUGCUGGCGGUGCAGCGGGUUUCUAAAGCACAAGCGUGGCAGCGAGCGGGCCGAGCCGGCAGGGAGGACUCGGGCUCCUGCUAUCGUCUCUACACCGAGCUGGAAUUCGACAACUUUAUCCCCAUGACUGUGCCUGAGAUCCAGAGGUGUAACCUAGCUGGUGUGAUGCUGCACCUCAUGGCUCUGGGCAUUCCAGAUGUGAUGAAUUUUGAUUUCAUGUCCAAACCUUCCCCUGAGGCCGUGCGGUCUGCUGUGGAGCACUUGGAGCUGCUGGGAGCUCUGGAGAGGAAGGAGGGGCAGGUUUUCCUCACUGCUCUGGGAAAGAAGAUGGCCAGCUUCCCUCUGGAGCCCAGAUAUGCCAAGACCAUCCUGUUGUCCCCGGACUACUCCUGUUCCGAGGAGGUUUUGAGCAUUGUGUCGCUGCUGUCAGUGGACACGGUUCUGUACAACCCUCCAGCCCGGCGGGAGGAGGUGCUCGCUGCACGCAAGAAGUUCACUUCCAGCGAAGGAGACCACAUGACGCUGCUCAACAUUUACAGAGCGUUCAAGAAAGUCAGCGGUAACAAGGAGUGGUGUCGGGAGAACUUUGUCAACGGCAGGAACAUGGGUCUGGUGAAAGAGGUCCAGGCUCAGCUCAGAGAAAUCUGCCUUAAGCUGAAUCUGAAGCUGGAGUCGUGCGGGGCGGAGACGGGGAACGUCCGCCGCUGCCUCGCCCACGGGAUGUUCAUCAACGCUGCGGAGCUGCAGCACGACGGCAGCUAUUUGGCUCUGGACACCCACCAGCCCGUGUCCAUCCACCCCUCCUCCGUCCUUUUCCAGGCCAAGCCAGCGUACGUGGUGUUCAAUGAGCUGCUGCACACGUCCCGCUGCUACAUGAGAGACCUGUGUUUGGUCGACGCCGACUGGCUGCUGGACGCGGCGCCAGAGUACUUUGGCCGCAAGCUCCACCUCACGAAGAGCUAACCAAUGGAGAAACAGGACGCCUGCCACAAAAACACAGUGUACUCUUUGGAUUAAGGCACUUUUAUUGCAAGCCAGAACAGAACAUUUCUCUGGAUUCCACUACCUCCCAGUUGACGAGCAUCUGGCAUGUGUCACUGCAGCAGAAAUCUGCAUAUUGAGGCCUCACAACUCCAGACUCAUUCAGAUUUUAUAAGCUGAACUUCUUCUGCCUGACAGCGUUUCAUCUCAACGUUCGGCCACGUCUGACACCUAAACGGGAGAUUCUUUUUAAGGCGUCGUGCUUCAGUUCUUUCAGCGUUUGCAUGCAUUUUAACAGUAACUUCACUGGAGCACAGUCAGCACAGGACUUUAAGAUCUUCAUGUGUUCAUUUUACAAAAUAUUGUACUUUACUUGUUAAGCCACCUGCCGAGCAGCGCUACAGCUGACUGGAUAGUGGCUGUUUUUUUUCAAAUUCAUUAUGAAUUAUAGUGAGGACUGCCUCCAAAAAUAUGAGCUUUUCUCCAAGAAAAGCAGUCGUUGUCUUAAACUUUGCCACCACGUAGUUGGGAGUUUACACAAACGGAUCUGAAAAGCUUUUCUAUAUGCAAAGACAGUAGAUUUGUCUGACGAGAAAAACACCAAAGUUCAAUUUAAAAUCUUCUAUUUUCACAUCACAGUGAUGUAAUUUCAGUUCACUAGUCUACAUCGCAGCACUUGGCUGGUUAGCUUGUGCAUGCUCUUAGUUUUCCCAUCUACAGCCGUGUCCUUCUCCACAUAACGUGCACGUCAGGAGAAGCAGCAUGCCUUAUUCUCCGGGUUCUGCUCUUUGCUGUUGUGUGUCGCACAGAUCUUUGCUCGGCCCCAACACACGCCAACCACACAUGUAUACUGACAGCAGACGUAUGCGAUGCAUGGAGAUUAUAGUCAACGAUCUGAUCGCUCAGGUCCUCCACACUUUGUAGAAUGUAAGUCACGUCGUGUCGAGGAAUCGGAUGGAUGCUCCUCUUGUCUUUUUCUACACUGGACUCAGGACUGUAAAUUAUAAACAGAAUAAAUUACAUGAAGAGUUUCUUACUUUGCAAUCAAACGCAUCCGAGGUUGCUGUAGAGAGAACUGUUAGACUUUGCUGUAUUUUCUGUCACUGAAGCUCUUAGAAAUCAUCUGGCCCAUGUGGUUUAUAAGUGCACCAUUUAAGAUCUGCAUGUACUUUACAUGCUUGCAUGUCGUUUAUAAGAUCAAAUGCACGCCUUUGAUGAGUAUACGAUUUGUUAUAGUCUUAUAUAACCACACUUGUUAUAAUUUCUAAUAAAAACCUACAACCACCUGUUUAA